AUGUCAGUGUGUUCACCUCUGCCUCCUCCCUCACACCGCAAGACACUGUUCAUCUAUUUCACCUUUUCUAGCAGCAGUGGUACGCAUCAUAGUGUUCACCUCUCCUCCCUCCCUCACACUGCAAGACACUGUUCAUCUAUUUCACCUUUUCUAGCAGCAGUGGCGAUUACGCAUCGUAAUAGUGUUCACCUCUGCCUCCCUCCCUCACACUGCAAGGCACUGUUCAUCUAUUUCACCUUUUCUAGCAGCAGUGGAGUGAUGCAUCAUGUGUGUUCACCUCUGCCUCCCUCCCCCUCACACUGCAAGGCACUGUUCAUCUAUUUCACCUUUUCUAGCAGCAGUGGAGAUUACGCAUCGCACUGUUCAUCUAUUUCACCUUUUCUAGCAGCAGUGGAGAUUACGCAUCAUGUAGUGUUCACCUGCCUUCCCUCCCUCACCUCAAAGACACUGUCUAUCUAUUUCACCUUUUCUGGCAGCAGUGGAGAUCAGCAUCGUUCAGUGUUCACCUUUUCCCUACACUGCAAGACACUGGGUGCAGCAGUGCAUCGCAUCAGUGGCGAUUGCAUCGUGUUCACCUCUGCCUCCUCCCUCACUGCAAGGCACUGUUCAUCUAUUUCACCUUUUCUAGCAGCAGUGGAGAUUACGCAUCGUAAUAGUGUUCACCUCUGCCUCCCUCCCUCACCUUUCUGCAAGGCACUGUUCAUCCUGUUUCACCUUUUCUUUCAGCAGCAGUGGAGUCGCGCAUCCUCCCUCCCCACACUGUGGAAUUACGCAUCGUAUUACGCCAGUGUUCACCUCCCUGCCUCCUCCCUCCACUGCAAGGCACUGUUCAUCUAUUUCACCUUUUCUAGCAGCAGUGGAGAUUACGCAUCAUUAGUGUUCACCUCUGCCUCCUCCCUCACACUGCAAGACACUGCACUGUUCAUCAAGAGCACUGUUCAUCUAGUGUUCACCUCUUCCCUCCUCACACACUGCAGCACUGUGCAGGUAUUUAAGCAUCGCAGUUCACCUCUGCCUCCUCCCUCCCUGCACACUCUGUUCAACUAUUUCACCUUUCCCUGGCGAUUACGCAUCCAGCAUCUAGUGUUCACUUGCUCUCCUUCCUCACACUGCAAGGCACUGUUGGCGAUUACCUUUUCUAGCAGCAUCAUCGUAAUAGUGUUUCUCUGCCUCCCCUCCCUCACACUGCAAGACACUCAGCAGUGGGGAUUACGCAUCAUGUUUCACCUCUGCCUCCCUCCCUCACACUGCAAGACACUGUUCAUCCAUUUCACCUUUCUAGCAGCAGUGGAGAUCGCGCAUCAUAACAGUGUUCACCUCUGCCUCCCUCCCUCACACUGCAAGGCACUGUUCAUCUAUUUCACCUUUUCUAGCAGCAGUGGAGAUUACGCAUCAGCCAAUAGUGUUCCUCUGCCUCCCUCCCUCACACUGCAAGGCACUCAGCAGUGGAGAUUACGCAUCGUAAUAGUGUUCACCUCUGCCUCCCCUCCUCACACUGCAAGGCACUGUUCAUCUAUUUCACCUUUUCUAGCAGCAGUGGAGAUCACGCAUCAUAAUAGUGUUCACCUCUGCCUCCCUCCCCCGUGCACCUCAGUGGCGAUUAAGCAUCUUAAUAGUGUUCCACCUCUCCUCCCUCCCUCACUGCAAGGCACUGUUCUAUCUAUUUCACCUUUUCUAGCAGCAGUGGAGAUUACGCAUCGUAAUAGUGUUCACCUCUGCCUCCCUCUCUCCCUGCAAGACGCAUUCAUCCAUUUCACCUUUUCUAGCAGCAUGUUCACCUCUGCUCUCCCUCCCUCACACUGCAAGGCACUGUUCAUCUAUUUCUCCUUUCUAGCAGCAGUGGCGAUCGCGCAUCGUAAUAGUGUUCACCCUGGCCUCCCUCAGACACUUUUAUUCAUUUCACCUUUUCCAGGUAAGACACUGUUCAUCUAUUUCACCUUUCCCUCAGCAGCACUGUUGUCGAUUACGCAUCGUGGAAUACGCAGUAGUGUUCACCUCUGCCUCCCCCCCACACUGCAAGACACUCAGCAGUGGAGAUUACGCAUCGUAAUAGUGUUCACCUGCCUCCCUCCCUCACACUGCAAGGCACUGUUCAUCUAUUUCACCUUUUCUAGCAGCAGUGGCAGAUUACGAGAUAGUGUUCACUGCCUCCCCUCCCCACACUGCAAGACACUGUUCAUCUAUUUCACCUUUUCUAGCAGCACCAAAUGCAUAGUGUUCACCUCUGCCUCCCCUCCACACUGCAAGACACUGUUCAUCUAUUUCACCUUUUCUAGCAGCAGUGGAGAUUACGCAUCGCACUGUUCAUCUAUUUCACCUUUUCUAGCAGCAGUGGAGAUUACGCAUCGUAAUAGUGUUCCUCUGCCUCCCUCCCUCACACUGCAAGACACUCAGCAGUGGCGAUUACGCAUCGUAAAUACCCUCCUCCCUCCCUCACACUGCAAGCCUGUUCAACUAUUUCACCUUUCCUCCCAUCACACCGCCUCCUCCCUCACAAGGCACUGUUCGUCUAUUUCACCUUUUCUAGCAGCAGUGGAGAUCGCGCAUACUAGUGGCGUUCAAUUCUGCCUCCCUCGCUCACACUGCAAGGCACUGUUCAAUCCAUUUCACCUUUCUAGCAGCAGUGUCGAUUACGCAUCGCAACAGUGUUUACCUCUGCCUCCUCCCUCACACCGCAAGGCACUCAGUGCAGAGAUUACGCAUCGUAAUAUGUAUUCACCUCUAAACAGCAACCUCCCUCCCGCUCACACUGCAAGGCACUCAGCAGCGAUUACGCAUCGUAAUACAGCAAACCUCUGCCUCCCCCUCCCUCACACUGCAAGACACUGUUCAACUAUUUCACCUUUUUUAGCAGCAGUGGCGAUUACGCAUCGUAAUAGUGUUCACCUCUGCUCCCCCCUCCCCCCUCAAGGCAAGACUGUUCAUCAUUUCACCUUUUUAGCAGCAGUGGGGAUUACGCAGACAGCAGUGGCGAUUACGCAUCGUAAUAGUGUUUACCCUCUGCCUCCCUCCCCACACUGCAAGACAAACAGCAACUAUUUGGACUUUCACCCCAGCAUAAGUAUUACGCAUCGUAAUAGUGUUCACCUCUCCUCCCCCCUCACACUGCAAGGCACUACGCACUACUGUUCAUCUAUUUCUGAGGCAGAGAAUUACGCAUCGCACAGUGUUCACCUCUGCCUCCCUCCUCCCUCACACUGCAAGGCACUGUCCAUCUAUUUCACCUUUUCUAGCAGCAGUGGAGAUUACGCAUCAGUGUUCAUCUCAGUGUUCACACUGCAAGACACUGUCCUAUUUCCCUUUUCUAGCAGCACGAUUACGCCUCAGCAGUGGAGAUCGCAUCGUAAUAGUGUUCUACCUCCUGCCUCCCCUCCCCACACACUGCAAGGCACUGUUCAUCUUCCAGCUUUUCAGCAGCAGGAGAGAUUACGCAUCGCAAUAGUGUUCACCUCUGCCUCCCUCACACUGCAACACUGCAACUAUUUCACCUUUUUAGCAGUGGAGUUCGAAUCUAUUUCACUGCCUCCUUCCCCUCACACUGCAAGACACUCAGCAGUGGAGAUUACGCAUCGUAACAGAGUUCACCUCUGCCUCCCUCCCCUCACACUGCAAGACACUGUUCAUCUAUUUCACCUUUCUAGCAGCAGUGAGACGCACACUCAGCAGUGGAGAUUACGCAUCGCAACAGUGUUCACCUCUGCCUCCUCCUCACACUGCAAGGCACUGUUCAUCUAUUCUACCUUUUCUAGCAGCAGUGGAGAUUACGUAUCGGCCAGUGUUCACUUGCCUCCCCCUCCUCACACUGCAAGGCACUGCUCCAUUCAUUUCACCUUUCUAGCAGCAGUGAGUCUGCGCAUCGUAAUAGUGUUCACCUCUGCUUCCCCUCCCUCACACUGCAAGACACUGUCUAUCUAUUUCAAUUUUCUAGCAGCAGUGGAGAUCGCGCAUCGUAACAGUGUUCACCUCUGCUCUCCCUCACACUGCAAGGCACUGUUCAUCUAUUUCAUCUUUUCAGCAGCAGCGGAGAUCGCGCAUCGCAGCCAGUGUUCACCCCUGCCUCUCUCCCUCAGCACUGCAAGGCACUGUUCAUCUAUUUCACCUUUUCUAGAGGCAGAGAAUACGCAUCAUACAAGAUUACCUCCUCCCUCCCAACCAUUUGGAUCUAUUUCACCACCAUAA
Messenger RNA from Acanthosepion pharaonis, 4179 nucleotides. Lineage: Eukaryota; Metazoa; Mollusca; Cephalopoda; Sepiida; Sepiidae. The record is from the annotation of a GenBank genome assembly.